AUGCUGCUCCUGCUGCUGGGUAUCAUCGUCCUCCACGUGGCCGUGCUGGUGCUGCUGUUCGUGUCCACCAUCGUCAGCCAAUGGAUGGUGGGCAAUGGACACGCGACUGACCUCUGGCAAAACUGUAGCACCUCCUCGAUGGGCGGUGUCCAGCACUGUUUCUCGUCAUCAGCAAAUGAAUGGCUGCAGUCUGUCCAGGCCACCAUGAUCCUGUCCGUCAUCUUCAGCGUUUUGUCUCUGUUCCUGUUCUUCUGCCAGCUCUUCACCCUCACCAAGGGCGGCCGGUUCUACAUCACUGGGGUCUUCCAGAUCCUCGCUGGUCUGUGCGUGAUGAGUGCGGCGUCCAUCUACACAGUCCGGCACCCGGAGUGGCAUUCCACCUCGGACAACUCCUACGGCUUCGCCUACAUCCUGGCCUGGGUGGCCUUCCCCCUGGCGCUUCUCAGCGGUGUCAUCUAUGUGAUCUUGCGGAAGCGUGAAUGA
This is a messenger RNA of Rangifer tarandus platyrhynchus (Svalbard reindeer), 483 nucleotides long. The record is from the annotation of a GenBank genome assembly. NCBI's taxonomy places the organism in Eukaryota, Metazoa, Chordata, Mammalia, Artiodactyla, Cervidae.